Molecule: messenger RNA, 2244 nt
Organism: Athalia rosae (coleseed sawfly)
Lineage: Eukaryota; Metazoa; Arthropoda; Insecta; Hymenoptera; Athaliidae
Product: 2',5'-phosphodiesterase 12
Exons: 6
Coding region: 305-2125 (606 amino acids)
Biological process (GO): nuclear-transcribed mRNA catabolic process, deadenylation-dependent decay
Cellular component (GO): mitochondrion
Molecular function (GO): 3'-5'-RNA exonuclease activity
Source: RefSeq, a predicted model, not a curated record
CACCCCACCACGAAAAAUCGCGCUUUCUGAGGUACCAUAGCCCAAUUAGUGGCCGAGCAAUGGAUAUAGGAAUAGUAAGCCGAACUCAUUUGUGAUAUUUCUUUAUUUUCACGCUAUUUUUCUGCAAUUUCAAGUUGAUCAGCUGACGUGAUUCAAGCAUGGUACGAAUCAUGCGAAUUGUAAAAUACUCACACCGAUCGUGAUCAGUGUAUCGAGAUGUUUGCAGAGAUGAAACCUAAUCAAACUAUCGGAAAAUUUAUCCGUGCUGUAAUAUAUUCGUGUUUCUAAUAGACACUAGUUUGCGAUGUUAUACAGAGGUGCGUACAACUUCUUGUGUAAGACUAGCCCCAUAACCUCAAAGUUAACGUGUCGACGUCCUCUGAGAAUAUCUGCAUAUUUGAAGCAGCACGAACAAAAAUUGAUAAUCAAUAUGAACGAGGCUUUUCUUCGUCACGAUCACGAAAGUGAAACUUUCGACAUAAGCUUCCGAUUCGUUAACGCGGAGUUCAGAAUAGAUAGGCAAUUUAAUUUUAGUAGAAAAGUUAACUCUACAGUCUCCAAUCUCCUACUGCGGAUAAACACAAAUAUUGGUAAAGCAUUGAAUUCGAAGAAAAAUAAACGCAAGUCGAAACAUUCAAACUCUCAAGAAGUAGUCCCUGAAGAAUGUCAAUCUGCUCUCAUGUUACAUGGCUCACCCAUCGAUGGUGAAGUACCUUGGGAGAGUUUGUUGAAAGAAGAUAUCACCAAUCUUGUCCUGGUGAUUUCUGGACGGCAAUACAUCAUCAAAUACAACUUCCCAUGGAUAGAAAAUAUCACUUUGGCUAAGUGUAUGCUUGCCGGAUUUCCCACCUACCCAGUCAAGUUUGAAACUUUGUACACCAACCGGACAGAAUCUACAUUUACUUGGUUUAAAAAUGACAAGUCACAAUCUACGGCUCAAAAUUGGCAAGAAAUUGCUCAAGGGUACAUUUACACACCACAAAUAAUGGAUAUUGGCCACAAGUUAAAACUACAAUGUCUACCUCAAAAUAAUGGAAAAACUGGACCUGUCUUUGAGGUGGAAUCCGUCUCACAUGUCGAAGCGGGCCCAGGACACUGCCCUUUUGAAACCAGGCAUUUAUUCACUUCAAAUAAACUGACGGGUGAAUGUUUCAGAGUAACAUCCUACAACAUACUUGCAGAUCUUUAUACUGACUCCGAUUACUCAAGAGAUGUAUUGUUUCCAUAUUGUCCACCAUAUGCUUUGGACAUUGAUUAUCGAAAAUACCUUAUUCUCAAAGAAUUGAUAGGAUACAAUGCUGACAUCGUCUGUCUUCAAGAGGUAGAUAAAAAAGUAUUUGACAACGAUUUACUUCCCACGCUUGCAAGUUUGGACUAUGACGGAGUUUUCAAUCGUAAAGGUGGCUCUGUGACAGAAGGACUUGCGACGUUCUUCAAUAUUCAUCGGUUCCAAAAACUAGAUUUCGAAUCUGCAAUCCUUGGUGAAAAUGUAGAUUUAGAAGGAUUUAAUGUUGUUUGGGAAAGUAUAAAAAAUGAAAAAAUGAAGGAACGAUUCUUAUGCAGAUCUACUGCUUUACAGGCCACAACUUUAUUGUCGAUUGAUAAUCCAUCAGAAAUCCUUGUUGCUGGUAACACACAUUUGUAUUUUCAUCCGGAUGCUGAUCAUAUACGAUUACUGCAAGGAUAUUACGCUCUAUUGUAUGUUCAUAGGGUCGCUGAUGCAGCAAAAAAAAAGUAUCCAAACCACAACGUGAGUAUCAUGUUAUGUGGUGAUUUCAACAGUUCACCAGACAGUGGUAUUUACCAACUUAUGUGUGAAAAACACAUCCCUAGUGAUUAUAAGGACUGGAAAAGCAAUGAGGAAGAAGCGCUAGAAAAUAUUUCUCUUUCGCAUGAUUUAUCGUUUGCCAGUGCUUGUGGUACCCCACAGUACACCAACUUCACAGUAGGAUUCGCGGACUGUUUAGAUUACAUUUAUUAUCAGACGGACAGGUUAAAAGUGGAGCAAGUAAUUCCAAUGCCAAGUGACGAUGAACUUACACAGCACACAGCUCUGCCAUCCGUUGUAUUUCCAAGUGACCAUAUAAGUAUCUGUGCAGAUCUAAAGUGGAAUAAUACUAUAUGAUCAAUCAAUGAUUGACAUUAUUGUAAAAUUUUUACUCCUAACCAAUUUCACUCAAAAGAUUUCAAUGUGCUUUGAAAACUUUGGAUAUCUUUUGAAAUAUAUUGAUCGAUAGGAAUCAA